Molecule: messenger RNA, 1822 nt
Organism: Paramecium octaurelia
Lineage: Eukaryota; Ciliophora; Oligohymenophorea; Peniculida; Parameciidae
Source: the annotation of a GenBank genome assembly
AUGCAAGAACAAUAGGAGUAGCGAAAAUCCACAGAUCUCAUCUGCUUCUGGUCGUUUAGUUUAUUAUAAGGAUUUUUCUUCUGUGUUUCCAUAUAUGCAUUAUUGAAUGGAAAUCCAAAUAAGCUUGGGUUACCUUUUGAUCCUGAUCGUAAGCAAUUUUAUUCAAAUUUUUAUAUAGAUUCUUCUUGUGGUUUUGAUUUAGAAUAAUACAAAUAUGUAUACUUUACUACACCUUCUAACAAUUUCUUGUAUAGGACUGUGUGUUUGAGCGAAUGUCCAAACAAAUAAUACAUAAGUAGCAGUAGUAGUAAUCAAUUUAGCUAAACUGCAAUGCUCUCCAAAUUCUAUAGUAAAAUCAUGUCAAAUAAAUCCAAGUGUAACCAAUAUUAGUGAAUCUAUUCUGGCUUAUCCUUCAGAAGCAUGUAAUUUAUUUUAUCAUUUAGACAAUAGCUAAAUAUGCUUACCAAAAAAUCCAGAUUACUUAAAUGAAAUAAAAGAAUAUAUUGUACCUAGUGUUAAUCAACGACUUGGUUCAGGUUUGAGAGAUUUGAAAUGGAUAAUAUUAGGAAUUUCUUUGAUAUCAGUUAUUAUUAGGUAAUAUUUGUGUUGACUAAACUAGUGUAAUAGUUUUAUUAUUCAUUGAAAAAUAUGGCACACGCAUCUUUUGGGGUUAUUUUGCGAUUAUUGUAUUGAGUUUAUUCUCUUUAUGCUUUUUGAGUGCCUAGCAAUACUAUUAAUCAUAAGAAUAAUUAGUAUUAGAUCAAUAGCUUGAGACAAAUAAAAUAUUAUCAUUUGCUAAUUCCCUCGAGAUAUCUUAAAAAUUAUACUAAAUAGUUAUAAUAAUUUCUAUAAUCGCUGUCAUCUUAAGUAUUGUCUAUGCAAUAUAUCUAAAAUCAUAAACAAUUUUAUUGAAUUCAUUCAUCAAAGUAGGUGGGGAUUUUAUUAAAUCAAAUAUAACAUGUAUCAUUGCUCCUUUUUUAGGAGCAGUUAUAAUCAUGUUAUAUUCAUUUGUUUGGAUUGAAUAGUAAUUGUAUUUAUUGUCAAAUCUGAAAUUUCAGGAUAACAAAUAUCCAUAUUUUUAGUUGAAUUUGACAUCAGAAGACUAAGCAUUGAUUGUUAUAAAUUUUCUCAUCUACAUUUGGACUCUUGUAUUUAUUAUAGGUUUGAUCGAAUAUUUAACAAGUGGGAUGGUCUGUGAAUGGUACUACUAACAAGGAAAUAGAGUAAAUUUUGAGAAGAAAAAUGUUUUAUCAAAUUUAAUUAAAUACCACAUAGGAUCAGUUGCUCUUGGAUCGAUGUUAAUUACAACUUUUAAAUUCAUUAAAUAGAUAUUAAAUACUACAAAAUUGUGUUAGGGAUUUUAAAAUCGAAUACUUUUGGCUAUAUCAAAACACAAUUACGUGAUUAUGAAUAUUUAGCCUAAUCAUUUUUUAGAUUGCGGCAUAAUAGUUAGAGAAUUAAUUAUAAAGGAGAUUGACACAUAUAAUAAGAUAGGAGAGUUAGGUUAGACAUUCUUGGAAAUAUCACGUUUGAGUAUGGCAUUGUGUUGUCAAUCAAUAUGUAUGUUGAUCAUCCAAGAUCACCCAUAUUCAAUUAUUCUAUCUUUAUAUUGCUUUGUGAUUGCAUAUAGCAUUACAAGCUUAUUUAUCUCUGUAUAUGGGUAAUCGUCUGAAGCUAUUUACAUGCUUUAUUUAUACAGUCAAAAACAUUUGAGUCAGGAAGAUAACCCUUAAUGUACGAUUGUAAGAUCAUUAUAAUAUAAUUUUAGACUUUAUAAUUAGUGUUUAAUUAGUUAAAUGACAAUAUUAAUCAAAUGUAAUGA